Messenger RNA from Wasmannia auropunctata (little fire ant), 1266 nucleotides. RefSeq lists its product as uncharacterized. Gene Ontology annotation, biological process: DNA integration. The transcript is spliced from 2 exons. Gene Ontology annotation, molecular function: nucleic acid binding. The record is from RefSeq and is a predicted model, not a curated record. NCBI's taxonomy places the organism in Eukaryota, Metazoa, Arthropoda, Insecta, Hymenoptera, Formicidae. The coding region runs from base 1 to 1266 and encodes 421 amino acids.
AUGCAAUCCGACUUAUUCAAGCAGGACAUAUCGAACUUAGCGGCUCAACGUCCGCUACAAAAAUCAAGCUUGCUCGUGGCGCUCAAUCCGUAUUUGGAUGCUCACGGAAUUCUCCGUGCGGGGGGAAGACUGCGCCACUCCCAUCUCCCAGAAGCGGUGAAACACCCGAUCCUGCUCCGAUCUCAUCCCUUCUUGACACUCCUCAUUGAGCAUCACCACCUUCGCACAAUGCACGGAGGCCCGCAGCUCACGCUUACGUCCCUGCGCGCGGAAUAUUGGAUCUUGCGCGCUCGCGCAACCGUGCGUGUGGUACUCCACAAAUGCGUACGAUGCGCUCGCGAAUCCGCCAAAAUCGCAACCGAGCUCAUGGGAGACCUAUCGGAGAUGCGAGUUAAUCGAGUUUCCCGCGCCUUUAUUCAUACCGGUGUCGACUACGCAGGUCCGAUCGCAAUUCGAAUCGCCCCUGGUCGCGGACAUAAGUCACACAAAGCUUAUAUUGCGCUAUUUAUUUGUCUUACUACAAAGGCGAUACACCUCGAGCUUGUCAGCGAUUACACCGCCUCGACGUUUAUCGCCGCGUACCAUCGAUUCAUUUCGCGACGAGGCCGACUCCAAAGACUUUACUCCGACAACGGAACAACAUUCCACGGAGCCGACCGCGAAAUGUCCGAAGCACAUUUCAAAGCCAUUCGCGCGCCAAAUUUUCUCAACACGCUAGCGAGCGAGAAAACGUCAUGGCACUUUAUACCUCCCGCCGCGCCGCACUUCGGCGGCUUGUGGGAAGCCGGAGUUCGAAGCUUCAAACACCAUUUAAAACGCUGUAUCGGUACCCAUACAUUGACGUACGAGGAAUUGACGACCGUCCUCUGCCGAAUCGAAGCGUGUCUAAAUUCGCGGCCAAUCGCCGCCACCUCCGAAGAUAUUGACGACUACAAUGCGUUGACCCCAGGGCAUUUCCUUAUCGGAACUCCUCUGAUAGCGCUACCCGAACCAAGUCUCCUCGACUACAACGAAAACCGCCUAUCGCGCUGGCAAUUAACGCGACAGAUCACUGAGGGUUUUUGGAAGUCAUGGUUAAGCAACUACUUGCAAACCCUUCAGCAACGCCCAAAAUGGCGCGUCGCGCAACGUCUGGCCCGUGAAGGCCAAUUGGUACUUGUGCGCAAUUCGUUAGCCCCUCCGAGUCAUUGGGAGCUCGGAAGGAUUCGGAAAUGCCAUCAUGGCAGCGGUGGUUUAACUCGCGUCGAUAAAAUUUUUGAGCACUGA